AUGCCCGUAACCAGUCGGACGAGAGACGGGUGGCCAGCGACGCCGUCUAGGGAGCCUUUACUGCCCACGCACGAAGAUAAAGACGAGUUUAUUAUGCUCAGGGGUCACUUCAAGCUUCGACACUCCUUGACACGAUCAUUACUGCGCUACGGCAGCCCGCCCUCUGUUCUAGUCACCUGUGCUCUGCUCCUCUGUGUGGCUUCUUCCGUACUGCUCAUAUCUACGAUCUCGAAAUCUGGGUCUUCUCCGUUACCGUUGGAUGUGAAUGGCACUGGCACAGCUACGACCGAGGUCGUAUGCCCGAAGCCACAGUAUCCUGACGCCAAAGUUCUUGAUCCAAAGGCGUAUGUCCUGGGCUCGCCUACUGCGAGGUUCCGAGAUAAUCUGAGAAAUGACACGAAGUACAUCACCUCCUGGGACGCUGCUGGCUGGACAAACGAUGUCAUGGCUCUCGGCAACAUGAUCUACCUUGGCUCGAUAACGGACCGUAUCCCGAUCAUCCCACCAUUCACGCCUUCCCACUUGAGCAAGAGCGCAGGCGCUAUUAAUACUGGGGAUAUCUUCGACCUGCCUCGACUCUCUGCUCACUUGCAACUGCCUCUAGUCGAAUGGCACCAGGUCAAACAAAGCGACAGCGAGGAGAUGGACCAACUUGGAUGCUGGAGCGUGUGGGAAGCAGCGCACCAAGAGGCGGACGGUACGAGAAGGCCCCGGCCUCAUCGAGGGGAGGAGGUGCUUAAGCUAGAUAUCUCAUACACGCGUGCACCCGAUUUUGUGGCAAUGGGACGGGACGAUCACGCGCAUAUGUGGGGAUUAGCAGCGCUCGGAUUCUCCGAGUACCGCUCUCAGCAUCUAAGCGCACCGCACCCCUCAAGUCAAAGCGGAAGUGUUUUAUAUCCGGACGAGCAGGUGCUGUGCUUCGAUCUUCUGUACUACGUCAGCGUCUUCCAACCGUUCGAGUACGAACAUGAGCAUAGCCCCGUAUGGAGAGAUGUGGUUCGCCACAUGAGGUGGACGGAGCGGCUGGAGGGCAUAGCUCAAGGUUAUAUCCGACGAAUCCUAGGUGUGCCAGAGGGAUCUGAUAUACCUCCGUUUAUCGCGAUUCACUUCCGAAGAGGCGAUUUCAAGGUCCACUGUCCCGAGUGGAAGACAGAUGGUUGCUUUGCUACCCUAGCGAUGUUUGCCCAGGCCGUUUCGGAGGUGCAGGAAGAGCUGUGGGUCCGUAAGGGCAUCCGAGUCACCGAAGUAAUCAUGCACAGUGAUGAGCAAGAUCCCUCGUGGUGGGACGAGGUCGCUGCGCUUGAAUGGGAGGCAGAUAAAGACAACGAGAGGUUUGACCCGGCAUCUUACCUACUCGGUCCUCCAACCCAAUCCUUCCGAGAUAACCUACGGAAUGACACCAAAUACAUUACUUCCUUCCACAGUGCAGGGUGGACUAACGACGUCAUGACUAUGGCCAAUCUCAUAUAUCUCGCAAAAAUCUCCGAUAGAAUCCCCAUCAUCCCUAACUUCACUCCAGAGUAUCAUGUCGGAGGUCCGGACGUCGAACGGAUACCAUUUAGCGAAGUAUUCGACGUUCCGCGGCUGAGCAAAGCCAUAGACUUGCCCAUCCUAGAGUGGCAUCAAGUGAAGGAUACAGAAAGCGAAGAGAUAGAGGAACUCGGCUGCUGGAGCGUAUGGGCCAGUGUGUCACGCCCGCCGGAAGGCCCCAGAGGUUCCAGAGUACCUAGUGAUCUUGGAUUAGAUAUAUCUUACACCCCCGUCCCCGACUGGGUGCCUUCGGGGCAUAAUUCACAUACUACGUUCUGGAAGCUUGCGCCUUUGACUUUCCCGGCGACCCGCGCAAAGAAUCUUGGGAAGCCAAUUCCAUCACCCGAGAAAGGUGUUGUCGUGCAUCCGGACGAACAACUGGCUUGUUUUGAUUAUCUAUACUAUGUCGCUGCACACGAGGAUUUUGAAUAUGAGCUUGAAUUUAGUCCCGCAUGGAGACAUGUGCUGUAUCAUUUCAGAUGGACACCAACCAUACAGAAUCUCGCCAUAUACUAUCUUAGACGCGCCCUGAAGGUCGCACCUGGAGCCGACAUUGUCAUUCCACCCUACAUCGCUAUCCAUGCCCGUCAUGGUGACUUUGGAAUUUCCUGCAAGGAGACUCCAGCCUCUAUCAAAUGCUUUGCCCCCGUUUCCUCGUUUGCUCAAGCUGUAGCCGAGGUGCAACGGGAGAUUCUAGAAAGGGAUGGGAUCGUCAUCCCUAACGAGCACGUCGUGAUGACGAGCGACGAGAAGGAUCCGGAGUGGUGGGACCUGGUCGCCAGCUAUGGCUUCACAUGGGUGGACUACAAGAAGGAGAAUGUUGUCGAGAUCCUCGGCAGAUGGUAUCCCACUUUCAUCGACGCUGUCAUUCAGUCAGGCGGCAGGGGCUUUGUUGGGUGUGAACAGUCGACCAUGUCUCUCAUAGCUGGCCGCCGUGUGCGGGAAUGGCAUGGAGGGAUCACCAAAUUCAUCCCCUGGGGACCGGCCAGUCCAUGAGUGAGAGGUCUUUCGAUAAACUC
Gloeophyllum trabeum ATCC 11539 is the source of this 2549-nucleotide messenger RNA. RefSeq lists its product as uncharacterized. The transcript is spliced from 15 exons. The record is from RefSeq and is a predicted model, not a curated record. Gene Ontology annotation, biological process: protein O-linked glycosylation via fucose. Gene Ontology annotation, molecular function: peptide-O-fucosyltransferase activity. Bases 1 to 2526 code for a protein of 841 amino acids. Lineage: Eukaryota; Fungi; Basidiomycota; Agaricomycetes; Gloeophyllales; Gloeophyllaceae.